AUGUCGGGUGUCCAUCCUAAAGCAUUUCCAUUAGCUGAUGGGGUUUUGACGCAGCAAAUUUUGGAUCUUGUUCAGCAAGCAUCACAUUAUAAGCAAUUAAAAAAGGGUGCAAAUGAGGCUACAAAGACUCUUAAUAGAGGGAUUAGUGAGUUUAUCGUUAUGGCAGCUGAUACAGAACCUAUUGAGAUUCUUCUUCAUCUUCCAUUGCUUUGUGAAGACAAAAAUGUACCAUAUGUUUUUAUCGCAUCGAAAAUUGCAUUAGGGCGUGCAUGUGGUGUUACACGCCCUGUUAUUUCAGCAAGUAUUACAACGAAUGAAGCAUCUGAUUUAAAGUCACAGAUCCAGACAAUUAAGAAUAAUAUUGAAAAAUUGCUCGUUUAG
Molecule: messenger RNA, 381 nt
Organism: Pneumocystis jirovecii RU7
Lineage: Eukaryota; Fungi; Ascomycota; Pneumocystomycetes; Pneumocystales; Pneumocystaceae
Product: ribonucleoprotein-associated protein
Exons: 4
Coding region: 1-381 (126 amino acids)
Biological process (GO): mRNA splicing, via spliceosome; ribosome biogenesis; maturation of SSU-rRNA
Cellular component (GO): precatalytic spliceosome; nucleolus; U4/U6 x U5 tri-snRNP complex
Molecular function (GO): RNA binding
Source: RefSeq, a predicted model, not a curated record